Messenger RNA from Prunus avium (sweet cherry), 645 nucleotides. RefSeq lists its product as uncharacterized. NCBI's taxonomy places the organism in Eukaryota, Viridiplantae, Streptophyta, Magnoliopsida, Rosales, Rosaceae. The record is from RefSeq and is a predicted model, not a curated record.
AUGGCUGGGUGGACAUUUAAUAACCCAAAGUCGAAUCCCAAAGCAGUGGAUGGGAAUGAAAUGUUGAAGGGUCUUGUUUCUCAGAAGUCUUCUGGUUUGGACCUCAUACAGAACUGCGAUCUUCCUCCUCCGAUGAAAAUCUUUACGGGUUCCGAUAACAAGACUGUUUUGUCAUCCAUGAACAGGGCUUGCAGCAUGAGUAUGACCCAAGAAGAUGAUAACAGGGAUGAAUUUGACAUGUGUGGAAACAGAGGUGACGGCGACGAGAAUGAGAAGUUGGAGCUUUUGAAGGCGCUGAGGCUGUCGCAGACAAGAGCAAGAGAGGCAGAAAAGAAGGCUGAGAAGUUGGGAAAGGAGAAAGACUGCCUUUCUGAUGCUCUGCUUGCGGAGGCCAGGGAGUUGUUUGCAUAUAGGCAAUGGGUGAGGUUGCUUGAGCUUAAAGUUUCCAAGUUGGAGUCACAAUGGGCAGAGCAAGAGGAAGAGGGAUCUUUUGGGGGUGGCAGAUCAAAGGGUUUGGAGGAGCAGUCGGUGAAGGAAGGAGAUGAGGGUGAGAAUGGGGAUGGCAUUUCUUGGAUUGUAGCUUUGGCUCUUUGUUUUGGCAUUGCCGGGGUAGGCUUUGCAUUUGGCUGCAGAUAUUUAUGUUGA